Rhodofomes roseus is the source of this 1068-nucleotide messenger RNA. RefSeq lists its product as uncharacterized. The record is from RefSeq and is a predicted model, not a curated record. Lineage: Eukaryota; Fungi; Basidiomycota; Agaricomycetes; Polyporales; Fomitopsidaceae. The transcript has 3 exons. Bases 1 to 1068 code for a protein of 355 amino acids.
AUGAACACACCUCACCCUGCCCACCUGCCAUCCCCGACCGCGCACAACGGCGCGACGCCGCUCACGACCGCCUCUCCGGGACCACGAGCUUAUUCGUGGGACCUCGUGAACGCCCAUACCUGGGCCUCGCACUCGCACUGGGCUACACCGAGUGGCUCUGUAAGAAACGAACCACAUACGGCCGGACGAUCAACCCUCUUCAACGCCCAAGAUAUGACGGCCACCGUCAUCGAGUCCACCACUCCAAUUGGGCCGCCGCAGCCCCGCAGGUCUGUCAGGAGCAUCGACCGCGUUGCAGAACCAGCAUGGAAUCUCAGCGCCCGAGAGGUAGCCUCCCAACCAGAGAGAUUCAAGAAAAACAACUUCGGGGCCAUCCUCAGUCCUAUAUGGAUCGAUCACCCACGCGUGGGCAUAGGUCUCGGGGCAGAUCCCAUCAUUCACGGCCAUGUGUGGACGAUGGGCGAGUGGGACAUGGAGCGCUUUGCGAACUUGAACCGGCCUGUCCCGCCCCUCGACGCGCCUUCGAGGUCCUUUGUCAACGGAGUCACCGCAUCAGUCGAUGGCAUACUCUUGCCUCCGGAAAAUGGGGCGCGUCUAGCAGGCGCUGAACCAACGCACGACGGGCUGCCAAUUUCCCAUGACACAAUCCAGCCGUCAUUCGAGAGCGGUAUCGAGACCGACCUAGACUGGAGCCCCGCACUGGCCACCUACUUCAGUCUUCAAGCCUCGAUCGAGGACGCGGAGGCCGACGCACCGGAGUUCGUACUCAACGAAGCCAUGGCCCGGCUUUCAGUCGAACAACGAGACCUCGAAUAUGAGCCGGUCAGCGCACUCAGGGAAACAGUCGAAGACUACACACCCUACAAUGACUGGCUCGGUGUGCCAGGUUCCCCAAUUGAGCCUUCUUCACCAAUCUCGGACGGAAGCAACUCGACGGUACUGGAGAAUAUCGACGGCGAUCUGACGGAGGCCAUGAUGCGAGGGAUAUCAUACGACCCCGACGACCUGACCAAGGAGAGUUACAUCGGCGAAGCAAUGCCUUGGCAGGAUCCAUGGGUCGCGCUAUAG